AUGCCUGUGAUGAAGGGAUUAUUGGCGCCGCAGAACACGUUUCUGGACACUAUAGCCACGCGCUUUGACGGCACUCACAGCAACUUCAUCCUGGCCAACGCGCAGGUGUCCCAGGGCUUCCCCAUUGUCUACUGCUCGGAUGGCUUCUGCGAGCUCACGGGCUUCUCCCGCGCCGAAGUCAUGCAGAAGAGCUGCGCCUGCAAGUUCCUGUACGGGCCGGAGAGCAGCGAGACCGUCGUCCUCAGCAUCGACAACGCGCUGGAGGAGCGCAAGGAGUUCAAGGACAAGAUCGCCUUCUACGGCAAGACAGCGGUGCUGUUCAGGUGCCUACUGGACAUCGUGCCCAUCAAGAACGAGAAGGGAGACGUGGUCCUCUUCCUGGCCUCCUUCAAGGACAUCACCGACACAAAGGCCUCCAAAGCACCGCCAGACGGGAAGAGAGAAAAGCGCCACCGCGGCAGGGUGAAGACAGGCUCUCCGUUCAGCUCCACGAGGCUCCGGAGCAGCGCGGUCCUCUACCACAUCUCUGGCCACCUGCACAGCAGGGACAAGAAGAGCAAGAUUAAAAUAAACAAGAACGUGUUCGGGGACCCCCCUGCGCUGCCCGAGUACAAGGUCGCCGACGCCAAGAAAUCCAAAUUCAUCCUCCUGCACUUCAGCACCUUCAAGGCGGGCUGGGAUUGGCUGAUCCUGCUGGCCACCUUCUACGUGGCCGUGACGGUGCCCUACAACGUGUGUUUCAUCGGCGACGUGGACCAGACCCGGAGCACCACCGUCACUGACAUCUCCGUGGAGAUACUGUUCAUCAUCGACAUUGUCUGUAGUUUCCGCACCACCUACGUCAGCAAGUCGGGUCAGGUGAUCUUUGAAGCGCGUCUGAUCUGCAUCCACUACAUGACCACCUGGUUCAUCAUUGACCUGGUGGCCGCGCUGCCCUUUGACCUGCUCUACGCCUUCAACGUCAGCGUGGUGUCCGUGGUGCACCUGCUGAAGACGGUGCGUCUGCUGCGGCUGCUGCGGCUGCUGCAGAAGAUGGACCGCUACUCGCAGAACAGCACGGUGGUGCUGACCCUGCUCAUGUCCAUGUUCGCCCUGGUGGCCCACUGGAUGGCCUGCAUCUGGUUCGUCAUCGGCAAGAAGGAGCUGGACGGCAACCCCUCGUCAUGGGACAUCGGCUGGCUCCACGAGCUGGGUCGCCGCCUGGAGUCGCCCUACCUGUUCGAGGGCAGCGUGAACGUGACGGUGGGCGGGCCGGCGCUGCGCAGCAUCUACGUGGCGUCGCUGUACUUCACCCUGAGCAGCCUGACCAGCGUGGGCUUCGGCAACGUGUCGGCCAACACCGACGCCGAGAAGAUCUUCUCCAUCUGCACCAUGCUCAUCGGAGCUCUGAUGCACGCCCUGGUGUUCGGUAACGUGACGGCCAUCAUCCAGCGCAUGUACUCCCGCUGGUCCCAGUACCACACGCGCACCAAGGACCUGAAGGACUUCAUCCGCGUGCACCACCUGCCCCAGGGCCUGAAGCAGCGCAUGCUGGAGUACUUCCAGACCACCUGGUCGGUCAACAACGGCAUUGACUCCAACGAGCUGCUGAAGGACUUCCCUGACGAGCUGCGCUCCGACAUCACCAUGCACCUGAACAAGGAGAUCCUGGAGCUGACCCUGUUCUCGGGGGCCAGCCGCGGCUGCCUGCGCUCCCUGUCCCGCCACAUCAAGACCUCCUUCUGCGCCCCCGGGGAGUACCUCCUCCGGCAGGGCGACGCGCUCCAGGCCAUCUUCUUCGUGUGCUCGGGCUCCAUGGAGGUUCUGAAGGACGGCAUGGUGCUGGCCAUACUGGGUAAAGGGGACCUGAUCGGGGCGACCCUCUCCGUGAUGGAGCGGGUGAUCAAGACCAACGCCGACGUGAAGGCGCUGACCUACUGCGACAUGCAGUGCAUCAACCUGAAGGGGCUGUACGAGGUGCUGGACCUCUACCCCGAGUACUCCCACCAGUUCGUCCAGGACAUCCAGCAGGACCUCACCUACAACCUGAGGGAGGGCCACGAGACCUGCGUCAAGUCCAGGAUGUCAAUGACAACUUUAGACACCGAGGCGAGCGUGAAGGGCAACGGUCGCCUGGUCCACGGCUACCCCUCCAUCAUCGAGAAGAAGAAAGGCCUGGAGGAGGAGGGGGGGGGCGAGGAGGAGGCGGGGAGUCCCUCGCCCGCGCUGGAGUGGGACCAGGUGGUGUACCUGAGGGACGGUGACAAGGGCCCGGGCCCCGGCGACAAGGGCCCCGGGCGGCCCCGGAGGAGGAGGAGGAGUCAGCGGGGGGCCCUGGUCACCCUGGACCCGUUGAACCUCAGCCCCAGGGUCGUGGACGGUACGGAGGCCAUCGAGGGUCAGGAGGGCUCCCCGGUCUUCUCCUACCCCCCCGCCCCGGCCUGCCCCGGGGCUCCGGCCUCCGCCACAGACAUGCUGCAGGUCAGCACAGCAGAGCUCGCAGCCAAGGCAGAGGAGACCAGAGGCCAGCUACGACACCUCGACCAGGAGGUGAGCUCCCUGGGCCGGGAGGUGGCGGAGCUGGGCCGCGUCAUGCGGGGCAUGGCCCACCUCAUGGAGACCCUCAUCUUACCCCCCCCGCCUCAGCCGCCCAGCCUCUGCUCCAUGCACUGCUCCCCGGGACGUCCCGCCCGCCUGCUGCACCCCACGCACGCCGCCGAGCCCCCCGCCACGCCACGCACGCCCUCGGGGAGCCCGGGCUGGUCCGGAGGAGGGGGCGCCGGCCCGACACCCCCCAAGGACGCUGGGGGUCCGCCGGCGGCGGGCUCCGAGGGGUCCCCCCAGCACCACACCGGGCCCUUGUAG
This is a messenger RNA of Gadus chalcogrammus (walleye pollock), 2844 nucleotides long. RefSeq names its product potassium voltage-gated channel, subfamily H (eag-related), member 8 (gene kcnh8). NCBI's taxonomy places the organism in Eukaryota, Metazoa, Chordata, Actinopteri, Gadiformes, Gadidae. Gene Ontology annotation, biological process: regulation of membrane potential; potassium ion transmembrane transport. Gene Ontology annotation, cellular component: membrane. The record is from RefSeq and is a predicted model, not a curated record. Bases 1 to 2844 code for a protein of 947 amino acids. The transcript is spliced from 18 exons. Gene Ontology annotation, molecular function: voltage-gated potassium channel activity.